Messenger RNA from Spodoptera litura, 9080 nucleotides. The record is from RefSeq and is a predicted model, not a curated record. Lineage: Eukaryota; Metazoa; Arthropoda; Insecta; Lepidoptera; Noctuidae.
AGCGCGGGGGUGUGCACUCGGCCCGUUUUAUAUCUUUUGUUGUUUGUAAAUCAAUAAUUUUAGUGGCGGCUAGCUGUGUCCCUCGCGUUCUUAACACAGUAUUCGUGUGCCGACGAGGUGUUGCCGCGAGUUUUGCAACAGUUAUUUAUUAAACGUGAUUAUUUAUCGUGCAUCGAUUGAGUACUGGCCGUGCGAAAGUUUGUUCAAUAUUUCUGCUAAUUUAACCGUAGUCGAGUGUUGUGAUCACCACAUUCAGAAUCGAAAUUGGAUGAGCAUUAUGUGCUAAUGUGUGUGUGAGUGUAGUGUAGUGUAGUGAUAUGUGUUAGUGAACAAAACAUGAGUGUUGGAGUGCGAACACAGGCGGGGCCCUGGAUCUGAAUGAUAACUGCCGCUAAAGGCGUGUUAUGGAUAAGGAAGGGCCGGAGGGCGAGGCGGGGAAGGCACCCUCCGACGGACUGCUCGAUGCCGCUAAUCUAUUCGGUGCAUACUGGGGUCGCGAUGGCGCAGGCGGCGGUGGCGCGGCGGCUGCCCAGGCGCAGGCCCAGGCCCAAGCGGCACUCUUCGGGUUCGGUUCCAGAUACCCGCCCCCCACCACUUUGGGGGUCGCUGCCAACCAAGCUGCCUCCCUUGGCCUACACCCCGCUGCCAGUAAGUACAAUGGUGCAGCAUGGUGGUCGAUGGCGUCCCACCUGGCGGCGCAGGACUACCUGGCGAGGCUACAGGCUUCAGGCCUGAACUUCCCUCCUCUCGCAGAUCCUUACGCUGCCCUCUCAGCCCUCUCAGGCAGUGGGGGCUUGAAACAGCCACAAAAACCUGGGAAAUUGUCUAGUCGGAAUGAGAGGUCAGGCAGAAGCAGUACAUCAUCCAGCGCGUCCACAAAGGACAAGAGUCCAUCCACGGGCAGCGCCAACUCACAGAGCAUGAGUGAGUGGGGAUCAUCAUACGGUCUUCCGAAAACAUCAUCACCAUCAGCGAUGCAUCAUUCCCAGUCACUGUCUAGCCUGGCCUCGUUGAACAGCCUCGUGGCUGCUCCUCAUCAGAGCAAGCCUAGCAACAAACCGCCUUCUACUCCUCAACCUUCCAAGAAGCCAUCAUCCUCGUCAUCGUCAUCGAAGGGCAAGGAGCGUGAGCUGGCCCUCCUCCGCGGCGACCUCAUGCUGGCGCAGGCCGCGGCGCAUGGAGCAUACCAUGCCGCCGUCGCUGCGGCUGCUAAGGGAAAGAACAUGUCACCUCUAUACCCGUUCGGCAUGCCGGGCGCGGACAAAGAUGGCCGCCACACCGGCAUCGACUCCCUCACAGGCCUACCACACACUAUACUUAGUGCUGCUUUAGAAGGAGGUGAUCCAUCUUCAGUGCUGGGCGGUGUCCGACUGCCUCCCGACACUGAGAUUAUCAAGUACACCUCCUCACUGGCCGGGCCUAAGGCGGGUGCAGGCACGACGACCCGUGGUCGUAAGAAGACGAUAUCCCUCGACCCGCCGCACGUCAGUGUACACCCCGCCGACAGAAACGCACCGCUACCUAGCAAACGGCCUAAACUUGACGAGUACGGUAACUCCCGGUCGUCAGUGGAAGUGAUCCGGUUACCGACCAAGCCGGACCGUGCCGGACACAACUCACUGUCCGGCACGCCACCGCCUAACCUAUCCGAUUAUGCAGGUAUAUCUCGUGAGCUCCUGCAAACUAUAGCUAGUCAGAGUGGAGUGAGCCUGGCUGCGCUGGAGAGACAGCUGGCCGGCUCUGCAGAGGCUGGUUUGAACCUAAGCACAAAGAUGGAAGAGGAUUCUCCCCUGGACCUGGGCGUCAAGUCCUCCGUCGUGGAUGAGGACGCUCCUCUCAACCUCUCCUUGAAACCUACUCCUGCGAGUUCCCAAGCAUCGGACGCUUUGUCGCGACUGACGUCACUAAGCAGCUCUCUCAACGCAUCGUCCAGUCACGAUAGGAUAUCCCGACGCAAGCCGGGCGCUAAGCCUCGUCGCGUCGCUCCAGAAUUGAACCCAGUACCCGACGCACCGCGGCCUAAAUCCAGUGGAAGCGAGGACAGUGAAUCAGUUGCGGGCUGGGCAGGGCGGGAGGGUCGGCCCAGGAACCUGGGACGUGGCGUCAGCAAGCCCAAGAAGAACACGGUCGCCUCCCUCCUGGCGCAGAGCAGGGCGCUCGGCCUCCGACCUGCGCUCGCGCACCAGUUGCUGGCUGAGACUGAUUUGGAAAAACUAAAAGCGCUAUUAGGCGAGACGGCGAGUACAGACUCGGAGUGUCCGUCGGACAGUUGUCCGUCCGACUCGGACGCGUCCGACACCAGUCGGAGACCCAACGACGCACAGCUACGAUUGCCUUUGGCUUUAGGUUGGAAGCGUGUGACAGUGAUAAAGGGACUGUCCCGUAACUGCAGCAUCAAGGGUGACGUCACGUACUCCCCCCCGGACCCUCACGCGGGGAUCACAAUGCGCUCGCUACAUGAUAUACAGAAUUUCCUAGACUCGAACCCAUGUCCGCCGCUAUCGACGGACAACUUCAGUUUCUCAGCGCGCACAGUGCUCGGGGAGUACAUACAGCCCGCAAGCGAGGUCGGGGAGCCAUUGAUUUACAACGAGAAUGAAAUUAAUAAGAGACUGGAAGAAGCCCGCCUCCUGUCCGGGGCAGGCGGGCGGCCCACCCCGCCGCCACUGGACCGACGCAUGGAACUCGCGCGGUUACAACAGGCCGCCAGGGAUGCUAGGAGGGAUGCCUCCAAUCGGUCUAGGGACCAGGCGCGCCUAGAAAGAUCAGAGAAGGCGGAACUAGCAAAACGUGAGAAGGAAGCGAGGAGUCAACAGUUACUGGAGCAUAUCAACAAGAAUCGAACGCAGUUGACGAUCGAGCCCCUCCCUACGGUCUCAAAAACCAUGGACGAAUGGAAAACCCCCGAAAUAGUGAUGGGACCAGCCACAAAGACCAGUAAAGAGAGAAUCAUACCACCUAUAAGCCUAUCUCUAAUCCCGGUCACUGGGCCAAAAGACCAAAACUCCCCAAUAAAAACCUUAAAAUUCGACCAAUCAGGAUGGAAAGAGGAAUAUAACGCGCUAGACAAAAUGAAAGACUUCGCUGAAAAAGCGGCUUUUGACCUACCAAAGCGAAAAGACAAAAACUACGACUUCACCCUUGUAAAGUCAGCGGAAAAGCGCUUAAAAGCGCCCGAGAAAACGAAUAAUCUAGAAAAACUUAUCGAAUCAUAUUCUAGAAUAACCGAAUUCAUAAACGGUUGUGAUUGGUCACAAAUACAAGGGGACAAAAAGACUGAGGACCCACAGGCCAUAGAACAGAAAUAUUUGAACGCAAAAAACGAAUUUAUGUCGCAAAACUUAAUGUUGAUGCCUAAAGAGAGUCCUAAGUCAGUGCUAAAAGAGGUCAUCGACCUGAGUGAGGACGAUGAUAUCUUGACAGAUAUAAUGUCAAAGAAAAUAAACAAGGGCACGUUUAGUGUGGGGAAAGACGGGGCUUUAUCGAUAUCGGUACAUCCCUUGAGCAAGGAAACGAUGACAUCGGCUAAGAGAAGAAAACACGAGGAGAUAGAGAAGCAGAAGAUCGAAGAACAAGCCAAACGGCAACAGGAGAGGGAAUUAAAGCGGCAACAGGCCAUACUGCUUAAAGAACAGCAAAAGUAUAUAACUGAGGAAAGAGAACGCAGGCGACAGCAUACUUCAUUCAUCCGUCAGCUGGACUCCCGUAGGAGAUGGGAGGAGAGGGAGAGGAGAAAGCAUCAGAACCUGCUAGACAGGCUGCUGGUGAAGGAGAGAAAGCUGCAACAGAGAAGGAGGGAAAUGGAACUGCUUUCUGAGUUGAGGCGGCCACAAGAAGACUCCUCACUAUCCGACCAGAAGCCACUCCCGACACUACAUCGUAUACCCGGCCUGAAGCUCCCCGCGCAGGCCAUGGCGGACUUAUUACAGGCCUACGAGUUCUUGUACAACUUCGGAGAGGCACUCGGGUUUGACAUGGAAACCAUGCCGACCCUGAACACGUUACAAAUGGGUAUCCUCGGCGACUGCAGCGAGGAGACCGAGGAAGAAUUCAUUCAAGUUGUGUCACAACUGCUCAUCGUUGCCGUGGAGGACCCGGGUGUCCCACACCCAGGUAGACACACGACGUUACUAGGCCACGCCAUACGUAUGAGCGAGGUCACACACCAGAACUUUAGUGAAAUACUCCGGAUAUAUCUAUACGCCAACGCUACUGGGGAAGUCAAGGCUUUGACAGGUUUAACGGCAGAGCGAGAAAGAGAGCGCCGUGUAGCCGACCAUCAUCAAACGGAAGCGGAGAUGCAGCAUACUUGCGCAAACUCUAAGAACUCCGCCUACUAUGAGCACCUACACAAUAAUCCUACUUACAAACUGUCCGAGGAAUUACGCGACAAAUCGUACGCAGCGCUAAGCGCGAGCACUAAAGCGCGCAUAUUCGCGUACAUAUGCGACGAGCUGCUGCAGAACAAGAAGGUGCUGAGUAAGAUAGACUCGUCGCUGGAACAUCUCACACAACUGCGGAAAGAACGAUACCUUAUGGAUAUGAAAAUUCGGAAGGUCCGCGUCCUCCAAGCCCGCAAGGCGCGCGCGGAGCAGGCAGAGAGGUCGCAGGCACUCGCACUCGAGCGGAUGCAGAGACUGGUCGAUGACUCCACCAGGACCAAUACUCCACCGCUACAUGAUGAUGAAAACCAACAAACUUCAGAAAAGGAAGAAACACCGAAAAAGGACAAAGAAUCCUCUCCACACCCAGAGAGCGAGACAGACAAACAAUCCGAACCAUCUCCCUAUAAAGAACCACCCCCUAUUGAGGAGAGUGACAAGGAAUUAUCGCCCUUAAAGGACCUCUCCAACAGUAUGAAGAACAAAGAAAUAAUGAAUAACAAUAAGGACGAAUGUUCCCCGGCCGACAACUCGAAGAUGGACAAGGAUAGUAUGAUUGGGGAUUGUGAUGCUAAUUUGAGUGAUUUGGAGAGUGAAGGCACGCGACCUGAAGAGGAUGAAGACAAGAACCUAUCGUCUGAGGAACUAGCUCGCAAGCUGGACAAGCUACUGAAGCAGUCCGAGCAACAACAGCUACAGCUCACUGCAGCUUCACACGCGCUCCGAGCUACCUGCUACGGACAGGACAGAUACUGGCGUCGCUACUGGUCGUUGGGUCAGUGCGGCGGUAUCUUCGUGGAGGGCAUGGAGUCUGCCCAGCCUGAGAUCAUGGCGUACCACCAACACUUGGAGACCAACGCACUCACUGGGAACACAACCACUGAUGGGAACAAGAAGAAGAAGAAAGGUCCUCGAGAAAAGAAAGAAUCACCAUCGUCUGAAUCAGAGAAGCGAGACCCAGAGACAGAAGCGCAGAAGAAGGAAGAAGCUCUCAAGAGUGAGAUGGAGUUGAAGAGCAUCAAAUCAGAAUUGAACCUGAGUGAUCACACACAGAUUAUUAAAUAUGAGCCGAAUGUCAAACAUGGUGCUUGUAAAGUUGAAGGCUCAUCAAUAAAAAUGGAAGAAAAAUACAUUCAACAGAAGAAUAACGAUGAACAAGACAUGUUGGAUAUAGAGGACUCCAUCCCAACAGCGUUUUUAGUGCAAAAACCCACCCACAAACCAAUGUUCGCCACCCAAGCCGAACAAAUGGACAAACCACAAGAAAUCGUCAAAGUAGAGAACGUAGUCAAAAAUGAAAAUGAGAAUGAGAACGCAGAAGAAUCCAAAGACUCUUUAGUAAACAACUUAGAAGAAUUGAGAAAGAUGGCCGAAGCUGUAUCUAUACAACUCGACGCUGCGAAAAAAGAGCAAGAGAUAAAAGAAGAAAAAGAAAAAGUGAAGAAAGAGACCCAUGAUCCUUCUACAGCACAUAUACAAUUAUACUCGAAGAUGCUAGAUGGAAAAUGGUUCUCAAUCCUCAGACACGAGAGUUCAUUUUUGAACAACAUAAAUGACGAAAAGCAGGACUUGCCAGAGUUCUGCGACAAUGAGCAUACAUGUUCUGAAAUAAUAUUAUGUCAAGGUCAUAAGUGGGAUGUAUCAAAUAACUUGCAUUUGUUGAACGACCCGAGUCUAUUUACUUUGAACAGUAUGGUGACCAGUGUCCAAGUGCCAGCGAAUAAUAUUUAUGCAGACUCUAGUUUGACAAUGUCUGGUUUAGACCAGGAUAUGAUUGACAAUAGCUUUAACAAAGAUGGCAGCGUGCAAGAGACCGAAAUUGAAGAGGAUAGCAAGGAACAGGACAACGACUUAGAAAAAGAAUUACAAGCAGAUGCUUUAAAGCAGGAUCUUCUAACUCAGAAGGCUAAAGCCAACAGCCUGAAUAGUCUCGGUCUGCUGAACUUCAACGCGUUAUCCACAUACGUAACUUGUGAUAGUCCGCCCCCCAUACAAAUGUCUGCUGAAGAAUUAGACCAGUUGGAAUACUGUAAAGUCCAUGGGCUACCCAAGAAAAUUGAGGGGAAUUAUGUACCCAGGGAAUUGAGAUACGGCUGGUGGCGUAUUACGGAACCAGACCAGCUCCGUGAUCUAAUGGACGCUCUGCAUCCUCGAGGAGUCAGGGAACGAGAGCUACAUGCAGCGCUCUCGUCACAUCUACCCGUCGUUAACAAUACGCCAUACCUAGACAAGGGCGACCUAACAGCGACAGAGCUGAGCUUGUCCCAUCUAGACAGAGUUAUAGCAAUGAACGGUGGGUUCGCGACAGACACAGACUUCUCACCGAUCAUACAACGGAGAAUAGACAUGCAAUUGCUUAAUAUGGUGGAAGAACUAGAAGAGCGAGUAGCAGCGGCAUCAAUGCAGGUAAAGGGUUGGAGACCAGGUCGCGCUGGCUCUGACGGAGCUCCGACAGAACCUGUUCCACGCGCCAAGCACAAGUUGCAGGCACUAGAAGCUCAUAUAGAGCGGAGGUACCUGAAGCCCCCGUUCGUCCAAAGGUACGCUAGUACAACGGAGGCGACAAUAGGCGCUGUGUUGCAAGCUGAGCAUGGCAACGCGUCUGCACCGUCGCCGCAGAAUACUGAUGGAGCUAGCGAGGGGAAAGUGGACAACAAAGGCAUAGCACGUGGUCUAGCGAACUGGCGCGAAGCUCUAAGCAGAUGCAGUACGUCAUCACAACUGGCCAUGAUGCUGCAGGCUCUGGAAGCCGCCAUAGCCUGGGACAAGAGCAUCAUGAAGGCGGUACGUACCAGACAUAACUGUCAGUUCUGCCAGUCCGGAGACAAUGAGGACCAGUUACUCCUGUGUGACGGCUGUGACAAAGGAUACCAUACGUACUGCUUCAAACCAAGCAUGGACGAAAUACCUGAUGGAGACUGGUACUGCUGGGAGUGCAUCAACAAGGCGCGCGGCCAGCGCGUGUGCAUCGUGUGCGGCGGCGCGCAGUCCGCCGCGCGCACCAUCCCCUGCGCGCUCUGUGCGCGCGCCUACCACCAGGACUGUCACUACCCGCCACUACUCAAGAAUCCCCGCGGUAAAUGGUAUUGUUCGCAGUGUAUAUCCAAGGCCCCGCCGAAGAAACCGCGCAACACGAAGAAGCGUGACGCCAAGCAUAGAGACCUCAACACUAGUCUAGAUAUAGACCAGAAUAUGGUACCUAGUCCGGCGGCGUCCCACGCGUCGACAUCUACAACGGCGGAGGAAUGUUCCGGCAGCGCGCUACACACGCCGGAGAAACACGAAGACAAACUGGACGAUACCUUGCAGGAUAACGAGAAUGGAAUUAACCACGCUGGUGAGCUGAGUUCCGAGGAGGGUCCCCCGGAGAAGCGUCGCGCGGUGCACUACGUCGGCGGGAACGGGGCGCUGCAACAUGACGACACUGACGCACAUAUUGACGGAGAAGACCGAGACACGGAGAAUGUACCACUAAUGUCUCGCGCCAAGAAAGAGAAGAAUUCAGCAAAGAAACUACUGAAGGAUCUACAGUUCUGCAAGAACCUCCUCUGUGAGAUGGAGUGCCACGAGCACGCGUGGCCGUUCCUCCUGCCAGUCAACACGAAGCAGUUCCCGCAGUACAAGAAGGUCAUCAAGUGCCCCAUGGACCUCUCCACUAUCAAGAAGAAACUGCAGGAUAAUACCUACAAAUGUAAAGAAGAAUUUGCAUCGGACGUGCGCCUAAUGUUCAGCAAUUGUGAAGUUUUCAACGAAGAUGAUAGCCCAGUGGGCAGGGCUGGGCACAAUAUGAGACAGUUCUUUGACGACCGCUGGGCACAAAUCUGAUCCCAAGCCCACCAGUGGGACGAUGAAGACUCUACGUAUUCAACCCACUAGGUAAACAUUACAAAUAUUGAAAGAAAAAUAUGACGAAAUAUAUGUUUUUUUGUCAACUGAUUUGAUUGAUGGUAUUUUCUCUAAAUGUGUAUAGGGAAAAUAGUGUAUUAAAAUCUCGGAAUAUGACUACAAAUCGAUAUGAUUGCUACUUUGUAUCUAAUGCCAAAUGUUUUGUAUUUAUUUUUUAGCGCAAAUCUUUGCGCAUGUUUACGCAAGUUUGCGCAAUUCAAUACUAAAACGUGUUUUUAAGCGCAAAAUAGACAAAAACUCUAUCGUGUAUACGCUUUUUGAAUUACAAUUUCGUAAGAUAAAAGAGAACAAAUGGAUUUCAAUCUAAUUUGGACGUUAUACCUAUCAGUAUAAAGUCCAAUUUUGUAAUAGCAUAAUAAUAUGAAAGUGAUAAUGAUCAAAGGUUGUAAUUAAUGAUGGUAAGGACAUGAGGAAGCGAGAUAGGAAUACAUUUGUCUCUUUCUUUUGUACUAACUGUGAGAUAUGUUCUGGAUUAAUACCCGAGGAUGGGUAAAAUCCGUUUUUUUUGUAUUCUACCUACCCAUUAGUCCAAAACCAUGCGUGAUUUUAUAUUAUAUUGUGAAGAUAGUCAGUGAGUGAAAGAGAAAGCAUUAUAAUUGACACAGUAAAGACAGCGACGAAAAUAUACGGUGUGUGUUAAAUAGAUAAUACAAAUCGUUUAAAGUAACCCAAUGACGCUUAAAUUCUAUGCGUUUAUAGCAAAAUUGGAUAAAAAUAGUUAAAUUCAUAUUUAACUAUAUAUAAAUUGCAUUGUACCUAACAUCUAAAUAAGCUACUUAAUGUGAACAAAAA